Messenger RNA from Jaculus jaculus (lesser Egyptian jerboa), 1346 nucleotides. It is a transcript of the gene Them6, whose product is annotated as thioesterase superfamily member 6. NCBI's taxonomy places the organism in Eukaryota, Metazoa, Chordata, Mammalia, Rodentia, Dipodidae. The transcript has 2 exons. Bases 1 to 627 code for a protein of 208 amino acids. The record is from RefSeq and is a predicted model, not a curated record.
AUGCUGGGGCUGCUGGUGGCGUCGCUGGCCCUGGCGCUCGCCUUCUUCGCGCUGCUGGACGGUUGGUACCUGGUGCGCGUGCCGUGCGCCGUGCUGCGCGCGCGCCUUCUGCAGCCGCGCGUCCGCGACCUGCUGGCCGAGCAGCGCUACGCCGGCCGUGUGCUGCCCUCCGACCUGGACCUGCUGCUGCACAUGAACAACGCGCGCUACCUGCGCGAGGCCGACGUGGCGCGCGCCGCGCACCUGACCCGCUGCGGCGUGCUCGGGGCGCUGCGCGAGCUGGGGGCGCACGCUGUGCUGGCCGCGUCGUGCGCGCGCUACCGCCGCUCGCUGCGCCUGCUGGAGCCCUUCGAGGUGCGCACCCGCCUGCUGGGCUGGGACGAGCGCGCCUUCUACUUGGAGGCGCGCUUCGUCAGCCUACGCGAUGGCUUCCUGUGCGCGCUGCUGCGUUCUCGGCAGCACGUGCUGGGCACCUCGCCCGACCGCGUCGUGCAGCACCUGUGCAAGCGCAAGGUGGAGCCUCCUGAGCUGCCGGAGGACUUACAGCACUGGAUCAACUACAAUGAGGCCAGCAGCCAGCUGCUCCGUGCAGAGAGUGGGAUUGGCGAUGCGCCGAAGGACCAGUGACUGCCCUCGGGCCCCCUCUGCCCCGCCUGUCAGCUGGCCUGUUUCAAAGAAUAGACUCUGAGCUGGAAUGGCCUUGGACCCAGCCCAUCACCUGCUUGACCCCCUCUGUGCUGGCCCCCAGGCUGGGUACCUGGGCACAUUGGGCUGACCCAGCUCUGGCCUCUGGAUCCCCGUAGUGUGGCCAUGCCAGCAGGCCUGGGUGAGCAGGAGCUGGACAUCAGAGUUGCACGUGACCAGAGCAGCCCUGGGUAUGGCUGGGGCACUCCCAGGCUGGCUCUAAGGCCUGCCCUUGACUCAGGGACAGGUGGUCCUCUAGAGGGUCACUUUAUAGCAGGGAAGACAGGCCAGGAGCAGCCCAAGGGCCCCUGAGAACAGAGAGCUGAGUGAGAAAGGGCCCCCGCUGAACUGGGAAUGCCCUGUGUUCAGAGAGGACGUAUGUUGCCUCACUGGGUCACUGAGUGGAUGUGGGGUCUCUUGCCUGUGCCCAGCACCUGGUCCAUCACCUCAGGACAAGGAUGGCAGCUGGAAGCCAGAAGUGCCUCUUUGCUGCCCUUGUGGAACCCUCACUUGGACCAGAGCCAAGAGCUUCCAGCUUCAGUGAUGCACUUGACCCCUGCCUGCACCCCCCUCAUGCUGCUGUGCUUGCCUUAGUGCUGUCACAGGGAAGCUGCAGCUGUUCUAUUUAUAGAAAACACAGGAUUAAAGCGUUUUAAGGCGUG